Molecule: messenger RNA, 1101 nt
Organism: Schistocerca serialis cubense
Lineage: Eukaryota; Metazoa; Arthropoda; Insecta; Orthoptera; Acrididae
Product: myb-like protein P
Exons: 5
Coding region: 1-1047 (348 amino acids)
Source: RefSeq, a predicted model, not a curated record
AUGUUGCUCGAGUGUCCAGACGAACUGCGGAAAUCUGUGCGGGAACAGGUGGAGCAGGGUCUGCUCAGUGGCUACACAGAGCAGUUCCUCGACUUUGAAACCAUCACACCAUACCCUGUGGGCAUUGUGGGCAUGCCGGACUACAAUUUCUUUCCAGAAUUUAGCGGCCAUAUGUGGUACAACCAGAUGCAACAGGGAUCUCAGCAUGGAGGAGCAAAUUAUUUGAGGCAAUCAGAUGACAAACUCCAGCCAUUUGGGGCCUGGAAUGUGUGUGGUAAUGACAGCCGAGGCCACCAAGGUUCAUCAGUGAUGGUCCGGCAGACAGUGUUAGGUGGCACAAACCAAUUUGGACUAGCUCAAAAUGGAACUUGUGCUGGUCAGAAUGCUGGACGCAUAGGUUCUGCACAGCUGCAACACUCUGGGCUAUUCCAAAAAAUGGAAAACUCUAGAGAAGACUGUGUGCGAGUAAGUACACCUGUGCAUGCUGGAUCUCAGCAGAAGCAGCUGCAUCAGCAACAUCAGAUUGCUCAGAGGCAGCAGCAGCAGCAACAGCAACAACAACAACAACAACAACACCAGCAACAACAGCAACAAGCCCAACAACAACAACAACAACAACAACAGGUCUCAAAGCAGGCCAACAGCAAGAAGCAACAGGGAUCAAAUAUGGCUGUUUCUGUGACUUCUGGUGGAAGUACAUGCACCACAGCUGUCACUUCAACUGCUCCAGUUGACACUAAACCGUUACCUGCUUUUGAGCAGGCAUUUGGGUCUACUGAGAUUGGUCGUUUCUCACAUGAGGGUUUUUUUAGUAGCAUGCAACAGCAACUUCAGCAGCAGCAGCAGCAACAACAACAGCAACAACACCAGCAGCAGCAGCACCAGCAACAGCAGCAGCAACAACUUCUGCACCAACAGCAGCACCAGCAACAGGUCAGUCAACAUAUGGACUGGCCACCAACCUUGGUGGACCCCUCUGCAUACUGCAAUUAUUAUAAUGACUAUCACAACACAGGUUUCAGCUCUUACCUGCUCAACAGUUUCUAAAAGUGUGCUGUGUGCAAUGAAGUGCUCUUUUUUUUUUUAACUGAAGCUGAAAAU